Molecule: messenger RNA, 3867 nt
Organism: Caenorhabditis bovis
Lineage: Eukaryota; Metazoa; Nematoda; Chromadorea; Rhabditida; Rhabditidae
Source: the annotation of a GenBank genome assembly
AUGAUGCUUCAACUUGUCCGAUUUUUUUUGUUGUUGGCGGUGUUCGCCGGAAUGUCGGCGGCGGAUUGUCCCGACAAAUGCGAAUGCGAUGGAAUUGUGGCGGAUUGCACGAAUUCGAACAUUUUCGAAAUUCCGCGCAAUAUUCCCAAAACCACAAAAACGUUGAUAUUGCGCAAUAAUCGCAUUCGGCGAAUCGCCAGAAGCGCACUGAAACAUCUCGAACAUCUUGAAGUGCUCAUUCUCACCAAUAAUCGCAUUUUUGAGAUUCAGGAGAAUUUUCUCGAUGACAUGCCGAAUCUUCGACGAUUCUCGAUUGCCAAGAAUUGGCUGUACUUCAUCCCUCCAUUGGCUUCUGUUCCUCAUACGCUGGCGUCUUUGAACCUCAAAUAUAACAAGAUCAAGACUAUUGAUCCUGAAGCUUUUGAGAAUCUACACAAACUUCAGCAACUUGACAUCUCCCAUAACUUGCUUCAAUCGCUUCCAACGACGUCGCUUCAGAAUCUGAAUUUGCUUGACAAUUUCGACCUUCAUCAUAAUCCGUGGAAUUGCGAUUGUCGUCUGCCGCCGAUUGCAUCUGCGUCUCGAACAACCAAAUCGGAGCGCGCCGCGUUUUGCACGAACCCGAAGCAAAUUCGGCAUUUGCCUUUGCACCAGGUGUAUGAAACGAACGUUCACUGUGAGACCCCGGAAAUUGAGGAGCACGUAGGCAAUAAUUUGAAAUUGACGUGUAAAUCGAAUGGAAAAAAUAUUACAUGGCUUUAUAAAUAUAUUGAACUUUCGUCAUCGGCUUUAGACGCUUUUACUUUAUCUCAAAAUGAUUUAAUUGUUCCGAAAACCACACCAAUUAAAUUUAUUUCAUGCACAUCGGAUUAUUUGGACAUUCCACAUCAUAGAAGGGUCCGACAUCUCGCGAGAACUAUUAAAUUCACAUAUAAACCCAGAGAUAAUAGCUACAGGGAGGGAUCUGAGGUUAAAGUGAAUUGUGAGGUUAUCGGUGAACCGAAGCCGAAAAUCAAAUGGUAUUAUGAUGGCAAAUUGCUCACGUCGACGAGAAAACGCCAAUUGAGCUUGUCGAACAAUAUUUUGAGGAUUUACCCGUUUUUGGAAGAGGAUGCUGGAAGAUAUACUUGCGAAGCUUCCAACGAAUUUGAAACUAUUCGGCACGAUUUCAAUUUGGAAUUGAUUAGUAGCGUUCCGCCCAAUAUAUAUCAAGGACCGGAAUCGAAAACAGCGAAUGUUGGAGGCCAGGUGAAAUUCGUUUGCAAAGCUCGCGGAACACCAAUUCCCGACUAUACGUGGUCAUUCGAUGGAAGCACCAUCGGACAUAUCAAAGGACGAAUAAUGGUGUCGGAUGAUGGAACGGAGCUCACAAUUUCGAACAUUGAAAAGAAAGAUGAGGGCUUCUAUUCGUGUAUGGCCGGAAAUCCGGUGGGAGCGAUGAGUUCCGACGCGAAACUCACCGUUAUUGGAGAUUCGAAAUCUGGCGAAAAAUUCGAGCUCACCGAUGACGCGUUGGAAGGAAUUGUGAAGAAGGCGCGCGAGAAUGUUGAGCGGGCUGUCGAGAAGACGCGCGUUCAACUAACACAGGAUCGCGUCACGAACACCCAGGAUUUGAAGCGACUCUUCCGAUUCUCGGUGCCGAAACAGGCUGUCGAGUUGUCGAAGGCGCGAGAAAUCUAUGAGGAAUCGGUGCGUCUCGUCAGAGAGCACGUUAAUCGCGGCCUGAUGCUUGACAUCGAUGAGCUUCACCCAAAAAAUAUUAGCUACGAAUCGGUGCUUCAUGUGACUCACAUGCAAACGCUGAUGGGAAUGAGUGGCUGUCAUAGCGGGCAAUUCAAGAAUCCGUGCACCGACGUCUGCUUUCAUAACAAGUAUCGAUCGUUUGAUGGGCAGUGCAAUAAUUGGAAGAAUCCCAUGUAUGGUGUGUCGUUUAUGCCGCUCAAGCGACUUUUGAAGCCGGUUUAUGAGAACGGCUUUAACACACCGGUCGGAUGGGAUCCCAAGAAGCUCUACCACGGCUAUCCGAUGCCGAACGUUCGAGAAGUGUCGAGGCAGCUUGUCGCCACUGAGCGCAUCACACCGCACUCGAAGUUGUCGGCGAUGGUAAUGCAGUGGGGACAAUUUUUGGAUCAUGAUCUGACGCAUUCGGUCAGUGCGCUGUCCAGACACAGCUACAGUACUGGCGCAUUCUGCAAUCGGACCUGCGAGAACAUCGACCCCUGUUUUAAUAUUCAAUUGCCCAAAAAUGACCCGAGAUUGAAGGGUGGAAACGUCAAAUAUCCUUGUAUUGAGUUCGAGCGAAGUGCAGCGGUUUGCGGAUCGGGUGAGACUUCGCUGCUAUUCAACCGAGUCACCUAUCGAGAGCAAAUGAAUGGGCUUACUUCGUUUAUCGAUGCUUCAACGGUGUAUGGAAGCACGGAAGUUCAGGCUCAGGAGCUUCGAGACACUUAUAAUAACAAGGGAACACUGAGAUAUGAUAUAACAUCGGAUGCUGGGAAGGAGUACAUGCCAUUUGAGAAGGAUUCCAAUAUGGAUUGUCGGCGGAAUUUCAGCGAAUCCAAUCCGAUCCGCUGUUUUUUGGCUGGAGAUUUGAGAGCGAACGAGCAGUUAGCUCUUGUUUCGACGCACACAAUUUUCCUACGAGAACACAACCGAAUCGCCACCGAAUUGUUGUCGAUGAACCGAAAUUGGGACGGCGAGGUGAUCUAUUACGAGACGCGCAAAAUUGUUGGCGCAAUUGUGCAACACAUCACCUACGAGCACUGGCUUCCGCACGUUUUUGGUGGUAAAGUGAGUUGCGACCAGCUGAUGAAAUACAUUGGUACAUAUAAGGGAUAUGAUGAUAAGAUUGACGCAUCGAUUUCGAACGCGUUCGCCACUGCCGCGUUUCGUUUUGGGCACACACUGAUCAAUCCGACGCUGUUUCGGCUCAACAAUGAUUUUUCGCCGAUUUCCGACGGCCAUAUUCCACUUCAUAAGAAUCACCUAAAAUUUCGAAUUUUUUGGGCCUUCUUCACACCGGAAUUGGUGUUGAGCCAAGGUGGAAUCGAUCCGUUGCUUCGUGGACUAUUCGCGAGCCCUUUGAAACACCCAAUGCCGACGCAACUGCUCAAUAUGGAGCUCAUUGAGAAGCUUUUCAUGAAGGGCCACGAAGUUGCUCUCGAUUUGGCUGUUAUGAAUAUUCAACGAUCGCGGGACCAUGGACUGCCGAGCUAUACCGCUUAUCGAGAGUUUUGCAAUUUGACGGUGCCGAGAGAUUGGAGCGAUAUGAAAGACUAUAUUAGGGACGAGAGUGUGCUGAAGAAACUGCAGGGAUUAUAUGGAGUACCGCAAAAUAUCGACCUUUGGGUUGGUGGAAUUGUCGAAGAAAAACUCGAAAAUGCGCUAUUUGGUCCAACAUUUGCUUGUAUUAUUGGAGAUCAAUUUAAACGUCUUCGAGAUGGCGAUCGUCAUUGGUACGAAAAAGAGGGAAUGUUCACGAAAGAGCAAUUGAGAGAGAUCAAAAAAGUGACAUUGGCUCGAAUUUUGUGUGAUAAUGGUGAUAUGAUUGAUCGUGUUCAGAAAGACGUGUUUUUGUAUCCGGGCAAAGACAUUCUGUCGUACAAUCGAUGUUCGGACCAUCCGAAAAUGGAUUUGAGGGAAUGGCGAAACUGUUGCGACAAUGUGUGUCCGACGAUGCUCGAUCGAAUAUUGAGAAGUCGUCAUCGGGGAUCGAGACUUCAUGGAUGCACGGUUGAGGGGAUUUGGAGACCCGAAGGGGCGAAAUGGAUUCCCCGAAACGAGUAUUGCACCGAAUGUGUGUGUCAGGGUUCACGCGUCUGGUGUUCGAUCAAAGAGGAUUGUUCGGAUAAUCGGAGCCCGUUUUAA